AUGCCGAUUAUUACAACAACGACCACAAGAACCACCAGAACAUAUCACACUACAGGAGGAGGACCAGUGUAAGUUUUUUUUUUCAAAAAGAAAAUUCAUUUUUUUUGCAAUGUCUCAAGAUCAACAACAAAACUUGUUAUCAAAAAAAAACACGUAAACAUAAAAUAGCACGUGAUACAAAGAUUGUUGAAAAAAUAUUUUUAUUGGGUGUGUUUUUGACCUUCGUGGGAAGUAAACAGGUUAAUCUUUGAUGACUCUGACUCAACGAAAAAUGAAAUGAGAGAGAAAAAAAAAUAGUUUGAAACGGAGAUUUUUUGAUUGAUGGGUGGUUAUUGUUAUUGUGAAAUAAUUGAGGAUUGGAUAUUUUCAGGAAAGAGAAAUGUUUUUUGAAUCUUUCCAGGUCUGUAAUUUUCUUCUCGGAACCUUUUUCCGAAAAAAAGAAAAAACGAUUUUUUAUUUUUUACCCUAAAAUUAAGUCCUCAAAAAUAAUUUCCAUGUUAUUACACAAUUGUAAAAACCUUUUUUGAAUAACAAAAACCAAUAAAUCAUUUGUCAAGUACCGUAUUCAAUUUUUGAUCCAUUGAAUUUGGUUACAACAAAAAACUAUUCAAACCAAAACCAAAACGAUUUUGCGAAUGAACAUUUCCGACAAUUAUGAUACUUAUACUUUUCAUGUUAUUUAUUAUAUGACCACUCAAAACAUGUGACUCACAACAUUUCAUUAAAUCGUUCAUACAUAUCUCGAUUCACAAAAAAACACCAAGAGUAUUUAUUUACACAAAAAAAUGUCAGAGAAAAUAUUUUUGUUGAUUUCUUUUCUCUUCGUGGAAAAGCUUGAAACACCACUUUUUAUUUUUAGAAAAAGAAAGAAAAAAUAAUUGUUCUGAAAACACAUUUGCACUUUUUCGUUUUUUUUGGAGGAAGAAUGUUAUGACAAAAGUUGUGUGACCCUGUUAGUCAGCAUUUUUUUGUAAUUUUUAAUAAAAAAAACAAUACAAGAUUAAUUUUUUCGUUUAUUUUAUGAUUCAUAUAUUGUUAUGAAACUAAAAAAAUAUUUUUUUUAACAGAAACAACUAUGAAAGAAAUGAAAAAAGAAAAUUGAGUAAUCCGCAUAUUUGAUUUAAAAAAAACUUUUUGCUUGAUUCCAAAUCUUUGAGAAUUUGACAAAUUCAUUGAUCCAAUAACUUAUAUCAUUCUUGGUUAAGAUCGAGUUAUUAAAUGUUUUGUCAACAAAGUUCCGGGACAUAUAACAUUUCCUUUGUAAAUUUCGCAUUCGAAAUUCGAAUCGGAAAAUUUGAAAAUCAACAAUUCAAAUUCUUCCAACUUCCCUCAACUUUUCAAAAUACCGUGAUUUUACUGCCACCAAUUUGUACACUUUUCUAAAUUUCCAGUCUUCAAAAAACAUCAUAUGCCCCAUAAAAGUUGUUUUCUCCCUCACUACACCUUCCUUCAGAAAAUCAGAAAAUUACCAUUUUUUUUGCCGCUCAUCAUUUUGUAUGUAUUCAUGUUCGUAUUGUUGUUGUUGUUGUUUUGUAUCAUUUCUCUCAUUCUAACUAACUAUCUAUUUUCUUUUCUACACCUUGAUUUUAAUAUACACCAAGGCCAUAGUUAGUCAGGCGGGCGGCCAAGCGGGCGGAGUCCUAAGAAAACCAAGAAGACAUUAAAAGAAGAAAAAAGAGAACAUAAAGUGGGCGGGUUUUCAACCUCCCUUCUCUCACAACAUAUUUUUUGUUGAAAUAAAAAACAACACAUAUUUUUAUUUUGAGAGUAUUUUUCUGUUUGAAAUCGAGUUGAGUAUCUAUCUAUCUUUUUGUGAUUUCAGAAUGGGCGAGAUUGCUUUGAAUACCCGUUAUCUUUCGACCAAUCGAGGAAUCAUCAAGAUUGCUCAAGUUGUUAUUGGUUUCAUCAUCUGCUCGAUGUUAUGUACCACAUGGUGAGUUACCAAAAAUAAAAAGAUGAAAAUAAAAGUGCACGAGAUAAGCAAAGCUCGGAAAUAUUAUUCAGGCUUGAAAUGUUUCUGUGUUUCUAAAAACGCUCAGAAUCUUAAUUUCACAAUAUAGAAAGAUCCACUGAUUCACAGAAGUUCAAAAGUAUCCUAUGGAUCAAUUCAUUUGAAGAAAAAUGAAUUUCGCGACAUUUUUUGUCGCGAAAUUGCAAUUCGUGAAACGACACGAAAUAAACACAAAAAUAAAGGAGAAAUAUUAAAGGGACACGUAAUCGCUGCGAGACCCAACACACGAAAAAAGAAUUUCCUCUUUUAUUUUAUUAAUUUCGUGUCGUUUCGCGAAUUGCAAUUUCGCGACAAAAAUGUCGCGAAAUUCAUUUUUUCUUCAGAUGAAUUGAUCCACUAGAUAAAAAAUUCGCAUAUUUCGUCGUCGCAAACACCCCACAGAAAAAAUAAAAAUCAUGACUAAUUUUUCGUCGGUCAGAAAUUCUUUGGUUUUUUGAGAAUUAAAAUUUUUAUGUUGUCCUCUUGAAUUACCUAAACCGGUUUUCAGAAAUUCGAUGUUUGAUGUAAUUCAUUUUUUUUCUUCAAAAAAUUAUCUCUCAUCUUCCAAACAAACCACCAUGAAAAAUAAUUUAUCUUCGAACCUCACUCUCAUAUAUUUUUCCACAUAUCUCUUUUAAUUACCUGUCACGUGGAGAUUAGUGUUUUUUGUUGUGUUGAAAAUAAACAACAUGUGGUACCGUGGGCGGUAGAGAAAUACAGAUGUUCUUAAUGCUCACAAAUAAAAAAGAAGUGUUGGUGAUCUGGAGAGAAUCUUGAAGAAACCAAAAAAUAUUUUUAGGUAUGGUGGAAAAUCGUGUUUCGGUGAAGGACGAGUUGGCUUCGCUUCAGGACUCAACUUUGUUUGUGUUGUUAUCAACAUUGUUCUUUUCAUUCUCAAUGUUUUGAACAUCAAAUCAUGGGGAUUGGAAAGAAUCUAUUCGGCAGUUUGCACAAUCCUUUUCUUGAUUGCUGUUAUUCUUCUCAUCUGGUUUGUUCUCAACAGCAAUCAAACUGGUAGAAUCGUCACUGUCACUGUUCUCAUUGGUGUUGAAUUCCUUUUGUUCCUCUGGGAUCUCAAGAUUCUUCAAGGAGAGGCUUCCAACUAA
Messenger RNA from Caenorhabditis angaria, 3096 nucleotides. NCBI's taxonomy places the organism in Eukaryota, Metazoa, Nematoda, Chromadorea, Rhabditida, Rhabditidae. The record is from the annotation of a GenBank genome assembly.